AUGAUGUUGUUUCGCAUUACUGUGUCUUUUGUAUGCCUGUCUGUCUUAGCAGCUCAUGCUGAUGAAUUUCUUCCAGUUCAUAGUAAACGAGCGUCUGACGUUUGCUAUGGUGAGUAUGGAUGUUUUACUACAGCAAAACCAUUCGGUGGAACAUUACAACGCCCAUUUGCACUCUUGCCUGAUCCAGCUGGUGUAAUUGGAACUACAUUUUACUUAUACACGAGAGAUUCACGUAAAACUCGCACCGAAAUUAGUCGCUAUACAAGUCUUGGUGCAUGGAGCGCUAGCAGACCAACGAAAUUUUUAAUUCAUGGUUUUGUUGAUGCUGGCAAUACACAAUGGUGGAUAGAUAUGAAGAAUGCCAUACUUGAUGUAGAUGAUGUUAAUGUAAUUUUUGUUGAUUGGACAAAAGCAAAUGGUUUUCCAUAUGAGAAAGCGACGGCAAAUGUUCAAGUGGUUGGUGCUGAAGUUGCUUUGUUUAUCCACUAUUUGAUUAAGGAUCAUGGAUCUAAGGCAACGGAUUUUCAUAUUAUUGGUCAUUCUCUUGGUGCUCAUACUGCAGGUUAUGCCGGAGCACGAGUUCCUGGAUUGGCCCGAAUUACUGGAUUGGAUCCUGCUGGCCCUUAUUUUGAAAAUACUGAUCCAGUAGUUCGUCUAGAUCCUACUGAUGCAUUGUUCGUCGAUGUUAUUCAUACAGAUGGUGCUCAUAAUCUUCUUCUUGGACUCGGUUCUCGCCAACGAAUGGGUCAUGCUGACUUUUAUCCCAAUGGUGGUUUGGAUCAACCUAAGUGUUCGAAAACAGCAGGCAAAAUUUGGAAUCUUCUUUUUCAACUUGGAACGAUGAAUAUUGAUGGCUUCAUGGUAACAGCAUUAUGCAGUCAUUUAGCUGCUGUGUAUUUCUUUACUGAUUCAGUUCGUAAUCAAUGUCCAUAUGUCGGUUAUUCUUGUCCUAACUUUGAUGAUUUUAAUGCGGGUAAAUGUUCAUUGCAAUGCAAUAAUAGUACCAAUCAAUGUAAUCGUAUGGGCUAUUGGGCUUCACCUUCUGCUACUCAAGGUGAUAUGUACUUAAAAACUCAAGAUGCCAAUGCUUUUCCAUAUUGCAUAAAUCACUAUCAAGUCACUCUUCAGUCAGGUUCAGAUUAUUCACAAACACGUGGUAAAGUAACUGUUACACUUUCUGGUACACUUCGUGCGGUUACCGUUACUUUUGAUGAUAAUGCAACAACAUUCAAGCGUGGCUCUGUUGAAAAUCGUCUCAUUCCGUUAACUGAAGAUAUUGGUGACGUGACAGCUAUUGAUAUUGAUUUCCAGAAAACAAACAAUAUAAUAUCAUCUUCAUGGUAUUCAUCUACAUGGGCAUUUACUAAAGCCACUGUGCUCAAUGGUGAUAUCCAAACUAGUCGAUCUUUCUGCCCUAGCCAACCAACUAUUACAUCUGGCUCGAAAGUUCGAUUUGCUUCAUGCUGA
Molecule: messenger RNA, 1467 nt
Organism: Rotaria socialis
Lineage: Eukaryota; Metazoa; Rotifera; Eurotatoria; Philodinida; Philodinidae
Source: the annotation of a GenBank genome assembly